Paramecium tetraurelia is the source of this 1491-nucleotide messenger RNA. RefSeq lists its product as uncharacterized. Lineage: Eukaryota; Ciliophora; Oligohymenophorea; Peniculida; Parameciidae. The record is from RefSeq and is a predicted model, not a curated record. The transcript has 3 exons.
AUGAAUAAAUAUUGCACACGAUUUAAAGAUCCAGUGAUGGAAAAAUAAUAUAUAAACCAUAAAGUCAAGGUGAUUUAGUUUCCAAUUUUAACUUAUUUGUCAUAUGGGGGUACCAUUUUAUUAUUUGCUAAUUCAAUUGCCAACUUGAUAAACAGCGAUUACAAAAAUGCAUUGAUCAAAGGUGCAGUCAUGAUAUAUAUAUUGUUGCAGUAUAUAAUUUUGAGAAGAAAUGAAUCAUUUAGAAUGAAUUAUUGUAACUUGGCACUAAUGAUGACAAAUUUUUCAUCAUUAGCCUUCGAGAUUUCAAUAUACCCUCUUUACGAUUAUUAUGAUGGCUAUUUACUUGGAUCUAAUUAGAUGCUCGUACAUACAAUUUGUAUGUUUGCAUGCAAUCUGGAAUUGGGCAUCUUUAGUAAUAUUGCUUUAACAAUAGUAAGAAUAAUAUUAGUAAUUGAAAACUCAGACAAUCUUACUGUAUAAUAAUAUUUUUAUUCAAUAAUUAUGUCAUUGAGUUUCAUGGUGAUUUAAUAUUAAUUAGAAAAACAGUAUAGACAAUCCUUCUAUUUGUAAUUCAAGGACAAUAGUUGGGAAAUUUUGAUUCCUUUGCUUUUGAAGAAACCCUUUUUCAUCUUCACCUUUAAUAAAAAUACUAACAUGUACCAAACUAUCAUGAGUGCUUAAACGGAAUUCUUCAACUCCGAAAAGCCCCUUACUACUUUCUUAUUUAAAUCCAAAGUAAAAUAACAGACGCUUGAAAAAUAUUUAAUAAAAAAAACUCAUAUCAAUGCAGGUAGGAAGCAAUCGCCUUGUUUAUUUAAUCAUUAAUUGGUAAUUGAAUAUCAGACGAAGAAACUAUAAGCUUCACUUGUGUGUUGUAGAUAUGAGCAAUUGAUUUAUGCAAUUAUUAUCGAUUCUGAAGAUCCACUAUUAAAUUAAAGCAAUAUCAAAUUGCAUUAAUCUCUAUAGCACUUUAGGAAUAUUCUAAAUACUUAACUGAUGCAAAUCAAUAAAGUGUUGGGUCUUUACUUACAAGAAACCUUUAGUCCUUUAUUGAGGGAUCUUAGGAUAUCUUUAUUUGAAGUAUAUUACAAAUAAUUAUCGAAUCAAAAGUUGUAGUUAGUGAAAAUGAAAAAGUUGCUACUUAAAUGCACCAAAAUAUUUGAAACUCCAUAUACGAAAAUAAAAAUUGAUUGUGGGGAAGAUAUUCGAUUUGCAACCAUAAAAUCUACUUUAAUUAUUUUUAUUUUUGAAAUUUUGAAGCAAGUAGAAAAGAAUCAAUAAGUCUUCAUCUUUGUUAAUCAAAAAACCACAACUACAUUGUUAAUCUAUGGUUUAAAGUAAUUGCCUUAAACUGGUUAAUUUUAGAAAUGCUUAUAAACUCUAAUUGAUAAAAGCAACAUUACAACUUAAUAUUUUUCUUUUGAAUUUUUAAAAUCUCCCUCUUCUCAUUUUCAUUUUGAGACUCAUAAUAAGUAUUAAUAAUUAAUUUGA